Molecule: messenger RNA, 1849 nt
Organism: Aricia agestis (brown argus)
Lineage: Eukaryota; Metazoa; Arthropoda; Insecta; Lepidoptera; Lycaenidae
Gene: Drl-2
Product: tyrosine-protein kinase Dnt
Exons: 13
Coding region: 1-1794 (597 amino acids)
Biological process (GO): axonogenesis; multicellular organism development; positive regulation of kinase activity
Cellular component (GO): signaling receptor complex
Molecular function (GO): ATP binding; protein kinase activity
Source: RefSeq, a predicted model, not a curated record
AUGGCGUCCAGAAGAGUUGUUAUCGCUUGGGCGCUUUGGCUCGCGUUGCCAUUGGCAACCGGCCAUCUCAAUGUGCUGAUCAGCCAGGCAGAAGUAAUGAAAUUGCUAGGUCUAGACGCAGAGCUAUACUACGUGCGAGAAGGCGCGGUGAACACGUACGCGACUAGCUUCAUAGUGCCAGUGCCGGCGCAUAUAGCCGAUCUGGAGUUCAUGUGGCAGUCGCUGGGAAGGAAACCGCUGGCGUACGUGAUGGGCAUAGAGUAUGAGAGCAGAGGCGCCAUGCUGCCGCCGCAGGUCAACAUCUCCGAGCGCGGUUAUGUGCCUACCACGCUGCAGACUUUUAGGGUGCGUUUACCAUGCACGGGUUCCCGCAGCGCGGAGAUCCUGGUGACGAUGCAGCUGAACAUCUCCGCGCCGGACAGAGACCACAAGGACGUCAGACUCACCUUCAAGAGGAACAAGAUCUGUUUGAAAGGUCUAUCAACGGUGGUCCACAACGAAACAGCCCGGCUGGCGGGGGACGCGGGGCGAGGCGGGGGCGGGGUGUUCUUCGCGGCGGGGGGCUGCGCGGCUGCAGCACUGGCACUGCUGGCGGGCGCUGCUGCCGGCACGCUGUAUAAGAAAGGCAGCAAGGCGCGCCAUCAUGACUCUAUACAUACAUCCUACACUACGGCGGCUUACGGCAGCCAUCAGAACGUUCUGCUACGACUGGACACCCUCGCUCGCCCACCCAGCUCCACUGGCUCAUAUGCAACAAUAGCCAGCUUACACAAGUUUCCAUUUGGUAGUAGAAGAUCCCCGUCGCCGUACGCGACGACGCACAUCAGCGAGCACGUUUAUGCCAAGCCCGAGUCGCGAGUUUCGUAUUACGCCGCAUCCAACCUCACUCACGUUUCUCAGCAAACCUCCCCCAAGGACCGCGUGACGGAUCCUGCAGAGCAGCUGCGCCACCUGACCACCCCCCGGGCCAACAUCCGUCUGGAGAUCCUCAUCCAUGAGGGUACCUUCGGCCGAGUUUACAAGGGGGUGUUCAAGAAGGGCGACACGUAUGAGGAGGUGGUGGUGAAGACUGUGUCGGACGCAGCAUCAGCAAUGCAGGCUGCUCUACUCGUGGCUGAAGGUCUGCGGUUGUUCGGCUUAGCACAUACCAAUGUGUUAGCACCGAUGGCGGCCUGCGCGGAGGAGGCGAGGAAACCCCUGCUGGUUUACUGCUGUGUGUCGCAUUCUUCUAAUCUAAAGAGGUUCCUAACAUCUUGCCGCCUGGGCCAACAAGCGGCUCCAGCUACGAGGGAGCUGGUAGACCUGGGAGCUCAGAUCGCCUGUGGAAUAGCCUACCUCCACGUCCAGAGAUUGGUGCACGCUGACAUCGCCGCGCGGAACUGCAUUGUGGAUGAGAAGCUGCGAGUGAAAGUGACCGACAACGGCCUGUCGCGCGACUUGUUCCCUGAAGACUACCACUGUCUUGGCGACAACGAGAACCGACCUGUCAAGUGGAUGGCGCCGGAGUCGCUGCUCCAAGACCACUAUACAACGGCGUCCGAUGUGUGGUCUCUCGGCGUGACGCUAUGGGAGCUGGCGACGCUGGGGUCGGCCCCGCUGGCGGAGCUCGACGCGGCCGAUGCUGGCGCCUUCCUCGCCGCCGGGUAUAGACCUGCUCAACCUCAUAAUUGUCCGGAUGAGUUGUACGGUUUCAUGUCGUGGUGCUGGUCUACGGUGCCCACCGAGCGGCCCAGUGCACCGCAGCUGCUUGCGGCCCUACAUGAUUUUAGGCAAGCGCUCAGCACCUAUAUCUAAGUCUUACUACACAAUUUUCUGUGGAUCUAAAACUAGGUCUUAAUGUGCAUAAUAU